UUGUUGUUGCUACCGCUGGAUCACAGGCGAAUCAGAAAAUCAAUUAAGUUAUGAAAAAUACCAUUAAUUGCCUUUCUUUGUCACCGCAGCUCAUGAAGAAAUGGCGGAUCUCCAGACGUUGGACAUUUAAGGAAAAACACUUCACACCUAAUGGCAUUCUAACCAACGGUAAAACCCAUCUCAAUCGGCAGGAAUAUUUACGUUUUUUAGAUAAGAAUGAGCUGAUGGUUGUGGAAGUCUGCAAGAGGACAUUGCAAACAGGAGAGAGGCUGACUGGAAGAUGCCAAGAAAAAAACAACAGAAUCCACAGCCAGUCAAGUUGGAUUCUGAAGAUGAUGUAGCCAUUGAAGCUCCAGAAAACCUCUCCUUAGACACAGACUUCCUUCUAGGACAAGACCUUGAGUUUGAUGAUCCUGAUCAGGACAACAAGAUUCUAGGCCUGGAAAAGUUCUCAGAAGUAGCUGCUGAGAUCGGUUUCUCUGUGUAUCCUCUGGGUGAUGAGAGUUCUGUGUACAGCCAGCUGAGCAUGGAAAGUGAAACAGACAACUCACGCAGCACGACAGACAAUGGGAGGGAAGACGAGGGCAGGGCGACCCAGUCUGAACCCAGUUUUCCUCCUUACUUGUCCUGCAGGGGCUGUGGACAGCUCCGCGAUGAACCUCUGGGCCCUGGAAUAGACCUAGUUGGUCCAUACUGCCUUAGAUGUUGCAAAUCUUCCAGGGAAGCUAAGAGUACAGACUUCUGCUCACCUUUUGGAAGCAUCAGUGGGAUUCGCUCAGGUUCCCAUUCGCUGCUUGAUUGUGAAGGGGUGGGGAACGGGAUGGGUGACAAGACACUGACAGGUGAGGACCGAUCUGCCAAACUGCACUCGUGUCACCUCUGUGGCUUCUCCUCGCGUUACGCCAACCACGUGAAGCGUCACAUGAAGACACACAAUGGCGAGAAGCCUUUUAACUGCCCUUUGUGCUCUUACGCCUCGGCCCAGCUGGUGAACCUUCAGAGACACCUUCGCAUUCACACUGGGGAAAAACCUUACAAAUGCGACAGCUGCACUUUUGCCUGCAGUUCUCUUGGCAACCUCAAGAGGCACCAGCGCAUGCACGUACCCUCUGCAGGGAUGGGACAGGACGCACCGCCACGACCCACCAGUGGCCAGAACAGUCUGAAGAAGCAAGGGACCGGGCAGAGACCUAAUGAAGAAGUUUCAGGUGCUGCAGCCAAAGUUGCAGAGGUUGCACGGCCAACAUCAAACCUUACUUUGGCAGCCCAGAACAGCGACUACCUGUCUGCCUUUGAUGGCCUAAAGGGUGCGUCUCCACCCCCAAUAGCAGCCUCUAAUCCAGCUCCAGGUCAUCAACCUCCACCCUUGCUGGAGACAACGGGAAGCAGUGGCAGCAGAGCAACAAGAGGGGGUGUAGCAGAUAGUAGCGGCCUCCCACCCUCUCUUUUCCCUUUUACUUGCCGUCUGUGUGGCAUUGUCCUGGAAGACGAAGACGGCUCUUCGGCCCAGAUUUGUGCCAAGUGUACCCUUGAAAUGCUGACUAAAGACUCCUCGUCAUCUCCCAACAGUCCUGGUGAGCGCAGUGACAAAGUUUACACUUGCGCUGCCUGCCCCUUCCUCACACACUACCCUAACCACUUGGCACGCCACAUGAAAACUCACAGUGGCGAGAAACCAUACAAGUGCCCACAGUGCGAUUACGCCUCAGCACACUUUGACAACCUCAAGCGGCACCACCGAGUGCACACAGGCGAGAAACCGUACAAGUGCCAUUUGUGCGAUUACGCAUGCGGGAACCUGGCCAACCUAAAACGCCAUCAGCGGGUGCACUCGGGCGCCAAGCCCUUCCAGUGCGCUGUGUGCAGUUACAGCUGCAACCAGAGCAUGAACCUGAAGCGGCACAUGCUUCGACACACCGGGGAAAAGCCGUAUAAAUGUCAAGAGUGCGGCUACACUACCGGCCACUGGGACAACUACAAGAGGCACCAGAAGAAACAUGGCCUGGCCACAGACGGCUGGGUGAAAGUUCCGAUGACUGGCAACGAUGACGAGCAGGAAGCGAGGAAAGGGAUGGGAGUUGGUGUUCAAACUCACAGAAAAGAAGCAGGCGUUGAUAUGCAGUAUAUGCCAAGGGAGGGAAGUCAGACGAUACACUCAUGCUACAAACUUGAGAUUGUAUAAAUUCUAACUCAGCAAAACUAAGCUACCAGCAACUUGUCUUUUGAUUUCCACAGAGCCUUUAUAUUGUUUUGGUGCGUGUUGGUCUUUUAGUGUUUUGUCAGAUGUCUCCUGAGGCUGCUAAUUGUUCGUUUGUAGGAUUUCACACAAAUAUAAUAUUUUGAUGUCUUUAGUCUGUUUUUUCAUGUCGAGACAAAAGGACUUCUUGUUCUGUGGAAGUCCAUUCACUGUCUGACUCUGUACAUUAACACACAGUAGGCUAACUAUAAAAAAAUUUCCUCUUACACUGUAAUACAUAUCUGAGUCUUCAUUCUGAGGAGGACACUACCAAAUAUUCCUUGUUACAUGGAACUGAUGCAAAUAAUUGCCUGAACUUCUAAAGCUGCACUGUGUAGUUAUAAAUGUUUUAAUACACUAAGGAGGAACUGCAUUUUUAUCAGAGUGGUUAGUUUGGGUGGGUAUACCAAAAAUCAAAUGAAGCCACUUGAAUGUUCAAGAUUUGUCUUUCUCAUCUUCCUAUCAUAAGAAGAAAUUACUUUAACAUUUAUUCUAAUUUUAUACUUGUACCAAACUACACAGUGCAGCUUUAAGCAAAUAUGAAUCCUUGAAUGGGCCAUACUGUGCUUUGUUUGCUUUUGGGUGCAAGCUCUGCCUUCAGUUUGAUGUACCAAUUAUGUACUACUAUCAAAGUGCUAUUUAAUAGUACUAACAGACUUAAUGCAUCCCUCUGAUUUGGUGCUAAAAAAGAGCAAAUUAGAAUUAAUUUAAUUCUAAAACCAGACUAAAAAUCACAUAGAAAGGCCAUGUUCAGUCUGUAUGUGGUUAAAGAAAAAAGCACAAUUACACACACAGCUUCAUUUUCCAAGUUUGGGAUUAAUGAUUGGAAGACAAAAGUAAAAAAGCGUAUGAGCAUGUUGUUCACUAAUUUUUUUUUUCCACACAAACUUGUACUGACAUUAACAUAUCAGUAAUUUCUGAUUUUGAAAUCUUAAAUGACUUGAGUCUUUUAGGAGGCUUAUUUUAGAGGAAGACCAUUUAAUCACCUCACUUGUGAUUACUGAUUACUGUGAAAUUAGCUCCUACUUUUUUUUUGGGGGGGGGGGGGGGGG
Molecule: messenger RNA, 3288 nt
Organism: Archocentrus centrarchus (flier cichlid)
Lineage: Eukaryota; Metazoa; Chordata; Actinopteri; Cichliformes; Cichlidae
Gene: znf513a
Product: zinc finger protein 513a
Exons: 5
Coding region: 281-2182 (633 amino acids)
Biological process (GO): regulation of transcription by RNA polymerase II
Cellular component (GO): nucleus
Molecular function (GO): DNA-binding transcription factor activity, RNA polymerase II-specific; RNA polymerase II transcription regulatory region sequence-specific DNA binding
Source: RefSeq, a predicted model, not a curated record